AGUCUUGGUAGGUUUUCUUGCACAUCCAUCUUUGCCCAAUAACCUGUGUUGUUUUCCAUUUAUUUUGCACAAGAAGUSAUCUUGGUGCAUAUAUAAAACCUGGAAAAGCUGCUCCAGCUCCAUAACCUCUAAAUAAGGUACKUUGUACCUCAAAAGAGGUCCCUGUAACGAACAUGGCAACAGGAGGGACACCAAACGGACGAGAUAAGAAACCGACUGUCAAAAUGUCCUCUUUUUCUGAACCUCGUCCUAAAAAGAGACCUGCUCCAAGAUUUGACCCAAGUUUUGACACGGAGCUCAGCUUGAAUASCGAAUUGAGAAGAAYCGAAGACAGUGCACAACUUAAUCACAGAUCUUUACCUAACAACUUGGGAUGGUCACUAGGGACUAGUAGCAAUAUGGCUGAAAGACUUACCCCUAAUGGUGGACAAAAGAAAGCAAAACCGUUUGAGCAUAUUAUACUUCAAGAAGGAGCUUCAAYUCCAGAUUCCCCUUCUUUACCAUCAGAGUUUAGAAGAAAGAAACAUCACACUCCUGCAACUAUUCCUAGAACUAGACUUCCACCAGGCACUCCUAAAGCUGAACGGGAUGCACUGGAACGGUUAAGACAGCAGCUGACCUUUGCRGAGGAAGAGAUUCCUACUAGAGGACCAAGUAAUAGCACAACACAGGAUGUAGCAAGCAGAAGCUCUGCUGCCAAUAAUGAAAGACCUUUGGUUAGAUCACCUGGUACUCARAAUAUAUCUGUACAAGAAAGUAAUGACACAGAUGCACCUCUAGCUAAUGGUGGGAAUUCUGAAGGUGGCAAUGAGAAGGUUGACACAACACAAAUUCUCGAGAGGUUGAGACAAGUCAGGGAGUUUCUCAAACAAGCAACUUCAAUGUUUGUAACAAUGAGCUUUGAAGGGAAUGAAGACCAAAGAGCAAAAGAAUAUGAACAAGCAGCAAAGCUUCAUCGUCUUAUUAAACAUCUCAAGAACCAAGAAAAAGCUUAUACUGAUCUUUUAGAAAGAACUCUGGCUGUAGAAGAUGACUUGACAACUGAGAACACCCCUUCAGUUAGCGUACAGUCAGUAUCUGAUGAUGAAAAGGGGGAAACUCCAUCAAUUCGUGAGGAAGAACUGCAAGGCUUAKGACAACAGCACGCURUAUUACAGAAGAUGCUAGAACAACAACGGCAGCUUAAAGAGCUCCAGUCAAGACAAGCAGCUCUAUUAACACUACAAAGAGAUGCAGAGCAAAGACUUGCAGAAGCAGAAGGAGAGGAUGAUGAAGGUGCAGUUGGGGGUACUGGUUAUGAUACUGCUAGCGGAAGAAGUAGAAGUGGCACAGAAGCCUCUCAGUUAUCAGAAGCUACAACUGAGUGCAGCGACUGGGGUCUUACCCCUGAACAGCUUGCUCUUCAAAACUUUAUAAGGAGAAACAAAGAAAAGCAAACAGCUCGUCAACGAAAUGAGAAAGACAAAGAUGAAGUCAAUGAGAGAAGACCCAAMAAAAACCAAAGGCCAUCUAAUGCUUCAGCUGAUUUGCAAUCUAUGUCAGAUGGUCAACCUGACAAUGAAGAAGCAGCCCUUGCAUUGGCUGAUGCUGCACAAGAAAGAUUAGAACUAGAAAAUAAACUGAUGGCCUUACAAGCCAAAAAGGAACAAAUGGACUCACUACUCAGAGAACUGCAGCAGCUACGAGAGACACAGUUAAGAAAAGAAUCAAUAGAAGCAAGAAAACCUCAUGUGUCCAGUGUCAAUGUGGCCAAGAAAGACAACAGUGAAGAAAAGCCUCUUGCAACGACAUCACAAAAACUAGAUGAUGACAGUAUAUUAGAAGCUUUAGAAGUACAUCAGAAACUUAAGAGACUUCAAGAUGUUAGGCAACAUUUGCAGCAACUGAGAGAUAUGAUUGGUCAAUAUCAGCAAACAGAAAAUGGUGAAGUGAGUUCAGCUAUGGCUGCAGAAGAGGACAGUGCUCCAGAAUCUGGUCGAGAUGAUGAAGAAGAAGGUGCUGUUGGAGGUGUUCUGCCUGCUACAAUUGAACAAGAUAACAGUAAUGUUGAUUGGAUAUUGAAUUAUGGCUUUGAAGAUCCAGAACUCAUCAAUAAGUUGAGACAACUUCAGGCUGCAAGAGAAAGGGUGAUGAAUCUGAAGCAAACAAAUCAAACAGUUCAGUUGCCAGUUGGUACMUCAAGAUUUCAUAAUGAGACUAACAUUCAGCAAGCAUCACAAAGCCAAACAGAAGAGUCUGACACAGAUGGUACCACUACUGAGACUGAGAGUAAUGCAAGCUCAAGUGUUAAUGCAAUGGCUUGGCAGGAUGACCCUGAAUUCCAGGAUAAGAUCAGGAAGCUGAAAUCAGCAAAAAAGAAGCUGAAACAGCUGCAAGAGCUUGUAAAAAGGGUGCAUCAGUUCCCUGAUUCUGCACCAGUGUUGCCCACUGAAUUAGCUGAAUUAAGUUUUGAUGAAGUUGAUGACGACGACGAGGAAGACUCAAGUGAAUCUGAUUAUGAUGAAGAUGAAGACAAUGAAGAAGUUGAUGGUAACCAGGAUAGUGAGGGUGCUAGUGUACAAGAAGACCAGUCCAGGGAUUUACCUGAUGACACAGUAAGUGAGCAAGAAGCUGAAUAUCAAAUUCGCCUUCAAAAGCAAAAGAAUGAACUAGCCAGYUUACUUGAGGAGCGUAGAAGACUAAUGGAAAUGCAGCAGGAACUGAGUAGAUUAACACAACAGCAACAACAAUCAAAUGUUGAACAACAAACUGUACCAAUCAUAAAGGUACUAGUAUGACUUUGGGCUACCUGUGUAUUUCUAU
Molecule: messenger RNA, 2802 nt
Organism: Exaiptasia diaphana
Lineage: Eukaryota; Metazoa; Cnidaria; Anthozoa; Actiniaria; Aiptasiidae
Product: pericentriolar material 1 protein
Exons: 23
Coding region: 174-2777 (867 amino acids)
Biological process (GO): microtubule anchoring at centrosome; protein localization to centrosome; centrosome cycle
Cellular component (GO): centrosome; centriolar satellite; ciliary basal body
Source: RefSeq, a predicted model, not a curated record